GUAGUGGUCUCCAAAGUUGGCUCAGUUGACAAUAGGGUCUACACCGAUUUCGUCAUGGAAGAAUUGUCGAGAAUUUGCUCUUCCGCUGUCGACUUUGGCGCAAGCAGUUUUCGAGAUAUCGGUCAAGAUAUAUGGAGAAAUCCAGAAUUAGGUUUACAAGAGUUUCAUGCCAACACGAUCCUGUGUAACUUCUUUCGCGAAAACGGGUUCACGGUUGAAGAAUUCCUAGGCCCCACUGGCUUUCGUGCUUCGUACGGUAGCACGGAAAAUGUCGAUGGUGAUGGGGUCUCUGGUCCACCAGGGGUUCACGUAUGCCUGAUGGCUGAGUACGACGCGCUUCCAGAGCUCGGUCAUGCUACAGCACAUAAUUUGGUUUCAGAGGCCUGUGUCGCUACAGCUAUUGGUCUCAAAGCAGCUAUUGACAAGAAGAGCAGUUUGGGAAAGGUUACCAUCCUUGGGACCCCAGAUUCGGAAGGUAAUGGCAAGAAGAUGGAGGCGAUCAAGGAAGGCUUCUUCAAAGAUGUUGACCUGGCUGUGACAUUCAUCCCAUUUACCUGCCAUGUCGCCAAGCCUAUCAUGCUGACUAUCAUGAGGCAAACCAUCUGCUUCAAGGGCAAGGCAGCUCAUGCAUCAACCAGCCCCUGGGAUGGGAGGAACGCCCUGGAUGCUGCCAUCCUGUGCUAUAACAACAUCUCAGUACUAAGGCAACAGCUCAAGCCAUACAUGCAGAUCCAUUGUAUCAUCUCAAAUGGAGGAUUAAGACCUAACAUCAUCCCAGAACAAACAGAGAUGAAGUUUUACUUGCGUGCCCCUGACCACAUCGAAAUGGCCCACCUACAGCAGCGAGCCGAUGCAGCCUUCAAGGCAGCUGCCCGAGCCACUGGAUGUGAGCUGGAAAUAGCCUUUACCCCAACACCCUACUCCAACCUAUGCAACAGCUCCAAGUUGGCUGCGCUGUAUCAAGAAGAAGCAGAGAGCCUGGGCUGCGUAUUCACUACCAAUGAAGAGAUGGGCGGGAGACUAGUCGGGUCAUCAGACUCUGGUAACGUGUCACACGUUGUACCGACCAUUGCGCCAGCUUUCGACAUUGCAAACGCUGCAAGCGCCACCAACACCCAGUCCUUUGCAGAGUUGGCAGGAACGGAGGAGGCACAUAAUCAGACCAUAGUGGCUUCUAAAGCAAUGUGUAAGGCGUUACUCAAAGCAAUGUUGGAUCCAGGCAUCUUGGCCGGUAUAAAGAGUGACUUUGAGAAGGAUUCUUGCGCUGCAUCUUUGACUGAAUGGUCUUGAGUAUGAUGAAUUCAUGAUAGCACUGUUGCAGUUAAUAUUUGCCAGGGCUCAAUGUUUACUCAGGAGUCUUUCAAAAAAUUUGAAAACAAGAGGAUCAUCUUGUAUCUCUUUAAGGAACAUUAUCCCCUUACAUUCAAGAAAUCAACUUCAGGCAGUUUAAAUAGCCUUGUCCACCAAUAUCUGACAUAUACAAACAGUACAAUGACAUAUCCAAACCGAUAUUAUUUAGGAAAAAAAAUAGGAAUUAGAAUUGCCCUUGAGUUGAUUUCUUGAAAGUCUUUGCUGUCAUUAUGUGGAAUAAUUGUUUACAUUUGAGGUUCAUUGCGGGAUGUCAUAGUGUCAUUUACAAUUGGACCUUUGUGUGCAUUGAGCCCUGUUUUUAGAAAAUUUAUAUUAAAAAUGCACAAAUUUCUAUCAGAUAUAUUCUGAAACAUAGAUGACAGGACUUUUUGAAGUGUUAAUUACUGCAUGCAUGUAAUUUAUCCUAUUAGAGAAGUGUAAGCACACAAUGAUGCCUGUAUUUCAACAAUCAAACCUUGUUAGCUGUACACCAAUGGGAUAAGGGGAUAUAUAAGCAGUUGCUGGCAAAAAAAGUUGGGUAAUAAAAAUAGUUUGAUCUAAAUUCUAUGGAGCUGGCAUCUGAAUAAAUUUAAUUAUUACACAAUUUAUUUGCAUUUAAAAAAUAAAAACCUGUUUCAAUGUUCAAAUCAGUCAUGAUAAGAAUGACUUUGACAAUUGCUGUGUUGCAUGUACCCUUUACAUAACAACGUCUGUUGAUUUUGUUUUGGGAAACUGAUGAUGGACUUUAAAAAAUGGUAUCCCGAACUUGAGAUAUUAUUCUGCCAAAUCUUCAAGCAUGACAGUUGUACAUGUACCACUGAUCUAUACAUUUGCUGGAUAGAUCACUAUUGUAUGCCAUUGAAGCUGUUCAUUGGCCACCAUUCUAUCCCCUGCAAAAAAGCCAAAUGAACUCUAUAACUUUACGAUGGCCAAAAGGUUGUCUCACUUUUGUUCCACUCUUGGUUUAAUUAGAUUUCCAGCUGUCCUAGAAAUGGGUGGCGUUAACUUUUAAAAAUAAAAUUUGUGUAUGGCAUGGUGUGAGAUACUCCUAGUCUUUAGUGUAUACCUACUAGGGGCGAUCAGUAAGUUCAUAACCCAACUAUGAAGAAGUAGGUAUUCAGUGACGUAAUUAUGUCUUAUGAAUACUUCAUCUUUCCCAUUUCUGUACAGCUGCACCCAACCUAGGUAUAAGAGCAGCCAUUCAAAUUGGAGUACCUGACUAUUAAGUCAAUGGAUGUUGUUCAGCAACAUGCAGUCACCCAUUUCUUAGUUCAGAAGGAGCUGAAGGAUAUCUCUAAAGUGAUUAACACAAUAUUAGGGGACAAUGCUCUUUGCUCUCUUUAAAGCUGGUUGGGUGAGCAUUGAUGACGACCCACGCAGUGGUCGCCCGUCCACUUCAGUUACAAAUGACAAUGACAAUGACAUCUGUUACUGAAGUGGAUGGGCGACCCUGUGUGGGUCAUCAUCAAUGCUUUCUCUACCAGCUUUGAAGACAGCUGCCCAUUUCUAUACUGUGGAGUUGGCAAGAGCAUGGUCCCCCUAAUGUUAUCACCAGUUCCUCAUUGAUAUCCUUCAGCUCCUUCUUCUGUAGCACCAUGAAACAAAUAACUGCACGUUGCUGAAUAGCAUCCAUUCACAUAGUCUUUUCUUUUAAAGUCCCAGGUACUCCAAUUUGUAAAAAGGUAUAAACCUAGGUGGGGUUGCUGCUGAACUUAUAUCUUGUCACCUGUAUUGGGAAGAUAAAAUAUUCAAACAACAUAGUUGUAAACAUGUACAUCACCAAAUACCUGCUCUAAUAAGUCCAUGGUCAGGCUAUGAAAGCCCCUUGUGCAUGAUAAAAUAGAACAUUGAUGCAGUUAUAAGCAUGUGAAACUUGUGUGCAAAUUUUCAAUGCCAAAAAUAUGGGUGUGUUGGUGUUUCUUUUUUUCUUUUUUAAAUUACAUGUGAUUGUUAAAACUGUUACUCUUAGCAAUUUUUUUAAUAUUUCGUUUGAUGCUGCAUUCUAGUGUCAAAGAUGGAAAAUGCCAUAUUUGGGCCUCUUAGAAAUCCUCUUGUAAAAUUGACACUAAACAGUUCAUAGUAUUAUUUUAGCAAUCAAAGUUAAUGUUUGGGUAUGGUAUUGAUACAUACAUUAUGUUCUAUUGCUGUAAAAUCAUAGAUACAUAUUUGAUUAUUUUAUUGCUUACUUAACAUCAACAUGCAGUUCUGAAAUACAGUCUUCUAAUACUGGUAAGCAUUCGCUUGUGUUCUACCUACCAAGCUUUUACCCAGUGUACUGUAGAGUGUAAUCUGUUUGAUGUAGAAUAUUGGCUGAUGUGUGUUCAGUAGUAAAUGCAGUAUCCACAAACUCAUGGAUAGUUUUAUUAUGGUUGUUCGAGAGUGUAUUUUGAAGUGAUAUGGGUACCCAUGUACUGAUAAGUUGACUUUCUGUAUAAGCUAUCACGGAUAUUUAUCAAACAUUUGUCAUCAUUACAUAUAGGUAUUUCAAAUAUCUUCCUAUUAUUAUUAUAUUUCUUUGAUACUUAUACCAGCUGCACAGGAAAACAUGUGACAACAACCAAAGUGACCAUAUGUUACAUUUUAAGUGUGUUGGACAGUAAAAUUAAAACAGAAGUAUUGUACUUUAAACUGUAGAAGUGUUGUGGUGGAGUGGAUAUAUGUCACCUGACUGUGGAUCACAAGGUCUGAGGUUUAAGUCCCACUGCAAUGUCCUUUGGCAAGACAUUAAUUUACAUUUGCCACACUCGACCCAGUUGAGGUAAAUGGGUACCUGGCAGGAAUUAGUUCCUUGAAAUGCUAGAGCUCCAUGAUGGCAGCCUUGCUAAAGCAAGGGUAAUCAUUUCCAAAGCUCUUUGGAAACGCAUAGAGACUUUAUAAUGUGAUAUGCACUACGGUAUAAAAGAAUCAAAUGUUAUUAUCCCCUCGCCCACGAAGUCGGAGGGGAUAUAGUAAUGCUGCAAGCCGUCCUUCCGUCUGUAACAAAUCUGGUUUCCAUUUGAUAACUGUAGGAAAUUAAUUCAUACAUUUUUUAAAUUCUACAUGUGAGUAUUGAGAUUGUGAGGCAAACGUGCCAUCGAUAUGAUGACCUGUUCCUCGUUGCCCCCUCCCCCCCCCCCCCCCCCCGCCAGGCUUUAAUACAUUUUAUCCUCACUGACAUUGCUCCCACAUAGUUUGGAAAGGCAUGAAGGCUGUAUUUAUUUAUGGAACAAUUGUUUUAGUAUGUAAGUUUCAGACCCGUCAUGAUAUUGCCUCUCUAACUGUGAAUCUGAAAUGCAUGUAUUCUGACCCCGAACUGGUCCCCCAUUUCAAUAGUAAUAAUACUAUCCUCAUUAUGUAUUGUAAUGUCAUGAUUUCAGUUUAUUAUCAUUAUAAGAUACUUGGAAGUUGUUUCAUAAUUUGGGUAUAUAAAAAGCAUGCUGUAUAAAAGGGGAAUUAAAUCUUCUUACAAUGUUGGCAUUAAAUGGAAACAGGAAUUUAAAAAAAAAAAAUUAGUGAGAUGCAGAUACAUUUGUGAAUCAGACAAAGUGAGAAGGGUCAAUUCUUUUUUAAAUAUCUGUGAUUAUAACUGAUAUGGAGAGCCUCCCAUUCACAAUUCUAUGAUAUUUGUGAAAUCAUUUGUGGUUUAUACUUUUGUACUGAUAAUAAACCCUUUUCUUUAUUUUUCAUGAUGGGACGAGAGAUGUAUUAUUCUGAUUUGUAAUGGGGGAAAUUCUUUUUACAUGUCAGGAGAAAAAAUGUGUCUGUUCCAUAGUAAAAAUUGAAGGUACCAAAAAUUUGCAAGGAGUUUGCUUGCCAUUUUUAUUUCCCUUCUUACAACCUUCUUCUUUGUCUUCUUUUUCUUUCUUUCUUUCAUUCUUUUCAUUUUUUGAUAGAAUUGAAAAUUUAAAAAUGUAUUUUUUUAGUUGUACACUUAAGCACCUGAUUUCAUUGGGAAAAUAUGCUAUCAUGUUAAGAAUUUCUUUGAGUGUACUGGAUUGAACAAUUCUUUUAUUUAUCAGCAUGAACUUACAAAUGUUUUUAGGAUACAGAUUCAAUAAAUUGUCUUAUUUUCUCAUUUA
Molecule: messenger RNA, 5408 nt
Organism: Strongylocentrotus purpuratus (purple sea urchin)
Lineage: Eukaryota; Metazoa; Echinodermata; Echinoidea; Camarodonta; Strongylocentrotidae
Product: peptidase M20 domain-containing protein 2-like
Exons: 3
Coding region: 55-1290 (411 amino acids)
Molecular function (GO): dipeptidase activity
Source: RefSeq, a predicted model, not a curated record